Messenger RNA from Limulus polyphemus (Atlantic horseshoe crab), 3852 nucleotides. RefSeq names its product protein tiptop-like. Gene Ontology annotation, molecular function: DNA binding; DNA-binding transcription factor activity, RNA polymerase II-specific. Gene Ontology annotation, biological process: regulation of transcription by RNA polymerase II. The record is from RefSeq and is a predicted model, not a curated record. Lineage: Eukaryota; Metazoa; Arthropoda; Merostomata; Xiphosura; Limulidae. The coding region runs from base 27 to 3050 and encodes 1007 amino acids. The transcript has a single exon. Gene Ontology annotation, cellular component: nucleus.
AUGGUGAGGCAAGAAAGACGCCGGAAAUGGAAAGUCUUUCUUCUGACUAUGAUUCAGUUGAAGAGCACAUUGCUGAUGAAGAACUAGCUGAACAGGCGGCCACAGAACAACAGUCAACCACUCCUACUGACAUCGCCUUGGUCCAGUCAACCCGUAGAUCCCCGGAUGAAACAAAUGGUUGUGAUCAUUCUUCAAAAGAAUCCAGCCUUGAUUCUACUGCAUUCUUAACUAACACUGAGCAAUCACAUUUUAUUUAUUGUAAUUACUUGGCAACUGGGACAAUGAUAGAUGACGGACCUAUUGAUUUCAGUUUUCGAAAUCAGAACCAACAUUCCUCAUUAACUUCUAUUUUGUCAUCUGGAUCUUCAAUUAAUGGAAUACCAUCUGAAUCACAAAAUGAACCCCUUGAUCUCUCCGUCCCCCACAGAAGGAAAAAUGUAGAAAAUUGUCCAAGGGAAUUAAAGUUCAUGCGGGUAGAAACCACUUCCCCCAAAUCGUCUUCAACUCGGAAAAUUUCACCGCCAGGUGUUGUAACCUGGAAUGGAAAAAUAUCAUCUUUAGAGAGUUCAAAGACACCUGAGGACUCUUCGACUGCAUCAUACAGUCCUAUACCUAAACCUUUUGUAAAUUUUCAGCACACAUCAGCUGCUCAAAGUCAGCUGCUUAAUCCUACUGUGGUUUCUUCCAACAUGGCCAGUGCUCUCCAAAAGAUCAAUGCAUUGUGCCAUACAGUCACAAAACCACAAGGAUAUCGGACAGGAAGCCGGCAAAAUCCAUGGCAAAACCACUGGAUUAAUAAGAGUGAGGAACAAGCUAAAGACGUCUUUACUUGUGUUUGGUGUAAAGAAUCCUUUAAAAGUCUAGCUGAAAUGACUAUUCAUAUGCAGAAAAGCCCAAAAUGUGGAAUGGCAGGGAUGCGAUCAUCCUUGCCAUCAACUUCUUCAAGCAUUAGUGUCUCCUCAGACGAAAUACCUUCAGUUUCAAAAUGCUCAACGUCCAAUAUUGGAAGCAACCUUUUAAUCAAAGAGAGUAUGGUCGUUCCCCGAAGAUUAGUUAGAGGGCAAGAUGUUUGGCUAGGUAAAGGUGCCGAACAAACUCGUCAGAUUCUGAAAUGCAUGUGGUGUGGACAGUCGUUCAAGACUCUGGCAGACAUGACCAAUCAUAUGAGAGUCACGCAACACUAUAAUAAUAUCAUUAGUCAAGAACAGAUCGUAUCUUGGAAAGUCCCAGCUGAUAAAAUGACUUCACAGUCUCAUCUAAAUGCUGUCUUAACUUGCAAGGUGUGCAGCCAGGUCUUCGGUAGUCUGAAAGAGCUCAGUUGUCACAUGAUGAAGAAUGCUCAUUAUAAGGAACAUAUUAUACGUUCCAUCUCGGAAAAUGGAGGAAGGUGCAAACAAACUAGAGAAAGAAGAAAGAAGUCCUUGCCCGUUAAAAAGCUUCUUGAGUUAGAAAGAUUGGAAACGAAUAAACUGAUUGCAUUGAAAGAAGGAAAUGAACCAUCUGUAUCCAAGAACGAAAAUGUUAGUGGUAAAAUUACAUGUGAAGAAUGCGCUGAGAAGGUAGAUGCCAAAGACUUUGUAACACAUAUAAAAAACUGCACUCAAAACUCUAAAUCGCAACACCUUCUGAAAAAUUCCCUUCUUUCAGAGACCUCUGGAGAUCAAUUAAGAAAAGAGUCAAAGCUAAAAGCUUCUGUAAAUACUGUGAAUGAUGAAAUAGCAAAUAACUCAGAAAGAUCUCGCGUGACAAAAUCUCCACUAUCUAAAAACUCCGAAAAUGAUGUUUCCAAAAAGCAAGUACGGGGAAAUGUGUUAUGUGAAAGAAUAAAUGAAGGAAGUGAAUCUACUUCUGUGCUAAACGCAAUUGAAAAACUGAUAGAGAAGAGCUUUGAAAAUAGAAGCAAAAUUAGCGGUAAUGGUUCAACAGGCAUUUUACAAAGGUUAGGAAUCGAUGAGGAAAUAAAUUCACCUUGGCACUCCCCUGGAAAGGGGGGAAACGAUUCAAAGUCUGGAAUUUCAUCUUCUCCAUCUGGAGUGUUAGGGAAAAAAUCAAUAGACAUAAAAAAUGGUUCACCCAGACUACCAGACGUUUCUGAUAACAAUGUGCUCAACAACAAGAUCCAGAAAGAUAGUUCUUCAGAUAAUAAACACAAAGAGCAUUCAUCUACACAAUCGGUUAGAUCAGAGACUAGUGUUGGUUCUAAUUUCAUAAACACUUCCUCACCUGGACAAUCGCUUUCGCUUCUACCAGAUUCAUUUCACAAAGUUGAUGAAAAGGAUUCUCAUGAUUACUGUUCCCCGAGAGGACAAGGUAAAGAAAGUCCACUAGGGUCUGUACGGUCGAAAAGUCCAGUAAGUGAUCACGCUGAAGAUUCUCUGGACGUAUCUUCUGAAAUCGACCAAGCGAAUGGUGAAUCUAGUGAAAUUGGUGAAGAAAUGUGUGACGUAAACCAUUCUUUAAGCCAGACAAAUGUCUUCAAACGUCUUCAAGAAGCCGCUUCACCUUGUGAUACUUUUCAAGAUAAAGGCAAAUCAAGUCCCUCGUCAUUAAGUAAUUCUUCGAAAUUGUCUUCAACCGACCUGAAUCACGAAUUAGACAAAAAUCACCUACAAAUCUCCGAAAAUGUUGAUAUACCGUUUACAGGCCACCCUCUUCGAGAACUUCAAAAACUAUUGGACAAAACGGAUGUUAGUGCGUCGUGUUCUGGUGUUCAAACUCAGCCAGGGUCAAUUCUGGCGUUUAGCUGGGCAUGUAACGACGCCACUAAGUCAGAUUCCUUAAUGAAGUGUGCCUUUUGUGACACUCAUUUUCUUACCAAAGGUGCUUACAGGCACCAUCUGAGUAAGAUACAUUUUGUAAAAGACCCAAACAUCCCCGAAGCUUCCUUUUGUGAAGCUUCUUCUCCCUCUGGUGGAAAAAUAUUGAACGAACCUUAUUUAGUGACAAAAGAAUCUCCGCCACCUUCAGGAAUACCAGCAGAAGAGAGUCCUCAUUCUAAGUUUUUAAAAUACACUAAACUAGCGAAAGAGCUAUCCAACAAAUACGUGUGACGUAAAUGAAAACUUGUCAGCUCUCUUGUAUAUAUAUAAAAAAAAAAAACAUUCAAAUAUAUUUAAAUUAUAUAAAUACGAGAUGUAAAUGUUUUUAGGUUGUAUGUUUUUCUAGUUCCUUACGAUUGCUUAUACAACUGUGUUUUAUUUUUUCCUCUCUCGGACUUGUAUUUGUGAUACUGUUAUAAGCUUUUCUUUAUUUUGUACAGAAAAAAAACCAUAAACUUUUUAAGUUAUGUUGUCGAUUUUUUUUUUCACAUCAGAGACACCACUAAAUUUGCUUGAAGACUUCUAUGCUCUGGCUUGACAGCGAAGUGAAACAUUAUUGAAAAUAACAACCAAAAACGAAUACGUGAAUAACAUUGUGUUGUUAAAAUUAAUAAACUCUAAUUAAUGCUAUAAAAUAUUUCGAAUAAAUUUUCAGAUAAUAUUUUUUUUGCUUCUGUAUUUAUGAGUGGCGUAUUAAGAACAAUACAGAGUAUUCUUUCAAUGUUUUUGUGCUUGUUCUAUAGAAACUAACCCGAAUUCACAGAAAAUUGGCUCUUUGGACGACGGAGCUUGUUCGUGUAAAAUAUGCCAGGGACCUCUCUAACGCCCUCUCAUAAUUUUCAAUCUAACAGGCUCAAUAUUUCUAAAUUAAUAUAAUUUCUUUACAAUUUAGCCAAAUACUGUGCCUUGUCACUUGCUUACAGUUUUUAAUAAAAAUGUAUUUGAAAUAACGAAGUCAUCAGUUUAAAUAAAGGUAGUUGUGACUGUAUUAUUUUCCAGUUUUCUUUGACCUACACUGUAAACCCUGAAACCC